Messenger RNA from Salvia miltiorrhiza (redroot sage), 3313 nucleotides. RefSeq names its product vacuolar sorting protein 39. The record is from RefSeq and is a predicted model, not a curated record. Gene Ontology annotation, biological process: autophagy; vesicle-mediated transport; endosomal vesicle fusion. Gene Ontology annotation, cellular component: cytoplasm; membrane. The coding region runs from base 156 to 3188 and encodes 1010 amino acids. Lineage: Eukaryota; Viridiplantae; Streptophyta; Magnoliopsida; Lamiales; Lamiaceae. The transcript is spliced from 12 exons.
GAUCAACCAAGAUAGUUAAAAAGCGCGGGACUCUCCACAUUGAGUCUCUAUUAACUGCUCCUAACCAAUGACAGCCAACGACGUCGUUCCCAUCCGAUUUCAACUUUCUCCUUUUUCCUGCAAAACUGUUCUUUGCUCCUAAAUCCAAUUUAAAGAUGGUGCAUAGCGCCUACGAUUCCUUCCAGCUCCUCCAUAACUCCGCCGCCAAAAUCGACGCCGUCGAAUCCUACGGUCAUAACCUCCUCUUAUCCUGCUCCGACGGCUCUCUCCGCAUUUACUGCCCGGAGUCCUCCGCCGGCGACCCCCGAUCUCCGCCGCCCUCCUCCGAUUUCUAUUUGCAGUACCCUGAGCUGAAGAAGGAGCCCUAUGUCCUCGAGCGGACGAUCAAUGGGUUUUCUAGGAAGCCGAUGCUGGCGAUGGAGGUCCUCAAGUCGCGGGAGCUCCUCCUCUCGCUCUCGGAGUCGAUCGCCUUUCAUCGGCUGCCCAGUUUCGAGACUCUGGCCGUGAUCACCAAAGCCAAGGGCGCCAACGCCUGCUCCUGGGAUGAGAGGCGCGGAUUUCUGUGCUUUGCACGGCAGAAGAGGGUUUGCAUCUUCAGGCAUGAUGGGGGACGGGGUUUUGUAGAGGUAAAAGAAUUUGGUGUUCCUGAUGUGGUCAAAUCAAUGUCAUGGUGUGGUGAGAAUAUAUGUUUGGGGAUCCGAAGGGAGUAUGUAAUAUUGAAUUCCACAACUGGUGCGUUGUCUGAGGUGUUCCCCUCAGGAAGGAUUGCUCCACCUUUGGUCGUGUCUCUUCCAUCAGGGGAGCUUCUUCUAGGGAAGGAUAAUAUUGGAGUGUUUGUCGACCAAAAUGGAAAACUUCUCCAGGAAGGCAGGAUUUGCUGGUCCGAGGCUCCUGCAGCAGUUGUUGUUGAAAAGCCAUAUGCAGUAGGUCUCCUACCAAGACAUGUUGAGAUACGGUCCCUUCGUGAUCCUUAUCCACUGAUCCAGACUGUUGUUCUCCGCAAUGUUCGUCGGAUCCUCCAGAGCACCCAUGUUAUAGUUGUUGCAUUAGAGAGUUCUGUUUAUGGCUUCUUUCCUGUUCCUAUUGGGGCACAGAUUGUACAACUAACAGCUUCAGGCAACUUUGAGGAAGCACUGGCUUUGUGCAAGUUACUUCCUCCAGAAGAUUCAAACCUCCGAGCUGCAAAGGAGCAGUCAAUUCAUAUUAGAUAUGCUCACUAUUUAUUUGAGAAUGGGAACUAUGAGGAGGCAAUGGAACAUUUUUUAGCAUCUCAAGUGGAAAUCAAUUAUGUGCUUUCUUUGUAUCCGUCGAUCGUUCUUCCCAAAUCAUCUGUUGUACCUGACCCCGAGCAAUAUAUGGAUGUUGGUGGAGAUGCUCCAGUUCUAUCAAGAGGUUCUUCAGGCUUGUCAGAUGAUUUGGAAUCUUCACUUCCUCUUCAUGCUCUGGAUUCUGAGGAAAGAACAGAUCUCGAAUCCAGGAAAAUGAGCCACAAUACUCUGAUGGCUCUCAUCAAGUUCUUGCAGAGGAAGAGAUUUGUUAUUGUUGAAAAAGCUGCUGCAGAAGGAACUGAGGAGGCUGUUUCAGAUGCCGUAGGACAUAAUUUCGUUUCUUAUGGUAAUAGUCGGCCAAGGAAAAUGGGCAAGGCUCGAGCCAAUGUAUCGAUCAGUUCAGUUGCUAGGGACACUGCAUCCAUACUGGACACGGCAUUACUCCAAGCUCUUCUAUUGACAGGACAAACUUCAGCUGCUUUGGAACUACUUAGGGGUCUUAAUUAUUGUGAUUUAAGGAUAGGUGAGGAGUUUUUGCAGGAAAAGAAUCAGCAUGCCUGUCUGCUAGAACUGUAUAAAUGUAAUGCCAUGCAUCAUGAAGCACUAAAGCUUCUGCACAACUUGGUGGAAGAUUCAAACUCAGACAACCCAUCAGCUGAGCUCAGCCAGAAGUUUAAGCCUGAAAUGAUUAUUGAUUAUCUUAAACCUCUCUGUGGCACGGAUCCGAUGCUUGUCCUGGAAUUCUCUAUGCUCGUCCUAGAAAGCUGCCCCUCACAAACUAUUGAGCUGUUCUUGUCUGGAAAUAUUCCAGCAGACUUAGUGAAUUCUUAUCUAAAACAGCAUGCUCCAAAUAUGCAGACUACAUAUUUGGAACUUAUGCUUGCAAUGAACGAGAGCAGUGUCUCAGGGAACCUCCAGAACGAAAUGGUGCAAAUAUACCUGUCAGAAGUGCUUGAUUGGUAUAAAGACCUUAAUUCUCAACAAAAGUGGGAUGAGAGAACUUUUUCCCCUACAAGGAAGAAGCUGUUGUCUGCUUUGGAGGGUAUCUCUGGGUACAACCCUGAGGUUUUGUUGAAGCGUCUUCCACCAGAUGCCUUGUAUGAAGAGCGGGCAAUUUUGUUAGGAAAGAUGAACCAACAUGAGCUUGCUCUUUCAAUAUACGUUCACAAGCUUAAUGUUCCUGAAUUGGCGCUAUCCUACUGUGACCGGAUAUAUGAAUCUGGACCUCAACACUCAGGGAAAUCUUAUGGAAACAUUUACCUUAUUCUACUACAAAUAUAUCUGAAUCCUCAGAGGACAACGAAAAACUUUGAAAAGAGAAUUACUAGCUUGACAUCCACCCGAAGUCCUGCAAUCCACAAGGUUGGUCCUGGAGCUGUUAAAAAUAAAGGUCGCCUGUCAAAAAAGAUUGCAGAAAUUGAGGGUGCUGAGGAGACACGCAUCAACCAAAGUGGUACUGACAGUGGAAAGAGUGAUGGUGAUACUGAUGAUGCCAAUGAGGAAGGAACUUGUACCAUUAUGCUCGAUAAGGUCCUUGAUUUGUUGGGCCAAAGAUGGGAUCGAAUAAAUGGAGCUCAGGCUUUAAGACUGCUUCCUAGGGAAACUAAGCUGAAGAAUCUACUUCCUUUUCUUGGACCUCUUUUAAGAAAAUCCAGCGAAGGAUACAGGAAUUUUUCAGUCAUAAAGAGCCUUAGAGAGAGUGAGAACCUACAGGUGAAAGAAGGACUGUAUAGCCAAAGGAAGAAUUCAGUGAAGAUUAGUGGCGACAGUAUGUGCUCGCUUUGCAACAAAAAAAUAGGAACCAGUGUGUUUGCAGUUUAUCCUAAUGGAAAGACGCUUGUCCAUUUUGUAUGCUUCAAAGAUUCGCAGAAUAUGAAGACUGUGGGAAAAGCCUCGCGCUCACCAUUCCAACUUAGAUGAUUUAUUCAUUCACCUUUUUUUAUUUCUUGCGCCUAUCUUUUAUUGUGAGAGCUUUUUUGGUAGAUCAGCGUCUCUUCUCUUGUAAAAACAUUUCCACGAUAUUUAUAAUUUAUCUUUUCCCUUUA